Messenger RNA from Selaginella moellendorffii, 1294 nucleotides. RefSeq names its product U-box domain-containing protein 41. The transcript has a single exon. Bases 119 to 1057 code for a protein of 312 amino acids. Lineage: Eukaryota; Viridiplantae; Streptophyta; Lycopodiopsida; Selaginellales; Selaginellaceae. The record is from RefSeq and is a predicted model, not a curated record.
CUUGACAAAAGCUCGAUCCUUACGUUACUCUCGCAGGAACAAGGCGGCGAUCGUGGCGGCGGGAGCCAUCCCAAAGAUCCUCCGCCUUGCCAAGAGCCACCCUGGCUCCCACAUCCAAAUGCAGCUCCUGGAAUCCUCGGUGGCGGCGCUGCUCAGCCUCAGCGCCCUCGACGCCAACAAGCUCGCCAUCGCCGCCUCCCCGGGCGCCGGCGCCAGCCUCGUCGCCACCGUCCUCGACAGCUCCUCCACCGACCAGGCCCGCCGCGACGCCAUGGCCGCGCUCUACAACCUCUCCCUCUGCCCGACCAACGCGCCCGUGCUGUGCGCCGCCGCCGCGGUACCCGCCGUGCUGUCGGCGGCGUACGAGCCCGAGCUGUGCAGCCGCGCGGUAGCUACCGCCGCCAACCUCGUGUCCACGUCCCCCGGCCGCCGGGCAAUGGCGCGGGUGGAGAGCUCGUGUCUCGUCUUCACCGACAUUCUCAACUGGGGCCGCUGUGGAUACUGUCCGAGUGUCGCCAGCCCGUACCGCGGCGGCGUCGGCGGUACCGUCACCCGCGGCCUCAUCGAACGCGCGGUAUACGUGGUCAUGGUCCUGGCCCAGUGCAGCCAGUCGCAGCGCCGCGCCAUGUGCCGCGCGGGAUGCUCGUCAAUGCUGCUCGAGCUCGUUCUCAUUGGCAGCCCGGCCGUCCAGGACCGCGCGUCUCGGACUCUCCAGUGCCUGGCGGCGGCCGACGAUGACAACUCCUCGUCGACGAAUUCCUACUGCUGCCUGCUGCUCCAGGAGGGCGAGGGAGACGAUGAGCAGCACCAGCAGCACGAGCACCAGCAGCGGCGGCAGCUUCUCGAACGAGAGCUCUACUCGGAGGAGCGACGCGCGGUAAACAGGCUGGUGGAGCGGAGCCUCAAGAUCAACAUGCAGCGCAUCACCGAGCGCGCUUGCAUUCCUCUUGCUGCUGGUGCUGCUUCGGAUGUGACCACUGCUGCCACUGGCACUACUGCGACUUCGUCGUCAUCGUCAUCAUCCACAUCUUCCACUCGUCUGCUAGUCAGCUCGUAGCUCUCGAAAGCCAUUAUUUGUACGUAGCGUAUCACUUCCACUUGGACUUGAUUCGGACUUGAUUCGAAGACUGGACGGGGAUCUCUCACGGCACCAUAUUUCCUUCCCUGCCAGGAGAGUUUGAUCGCUUGUGUGCUUCGAGUUGGACGGCUCCCACCGACUUCUCGUUUAAACCGUUUUGGUUUUUGUCUUUCGUAGAACGCACAAAAUGAAUGUGGCAAACGGCCAAGAUUCUCA